This is a messenger RNA of Lottia gigantea (owl limpet), 3080 nucleotides long. RefSeq lists its product as hypothetical. Gene Ontology annotation, biological process: glycosaminoglycan metabolic process; carbohydrate metabolic process; ganglioside catabolic process. The record is from RefSeq and is a predicted model, not a curated record. Gene Ontology annotation, cellular component: membrane. Gene Ontology annotation, molecular function: polysaccharide binding; beta-N-acetylhexosaminidase activity. Bases 87 to 2651 code for a protein of 854 amino acids. NCBI's taxonomy places the organism in Eukaryota, Metazoa, Mollusca, Gastropoda, Lottiidae. The transcript is spliced from 9 exons.
CCUUGUUAAAAGUAAAAAAAAGUUUUUUCUUUCGAAAAUUUCGUUUUUCGAUUGAGAAUUGUAUAAUUAGAAACAAACCAUCCAGGAUGGUGUUGGAUCAAGAUACAUUAAAACAACUUGGGGAUGGUUUGAUUGUGAAGUACACCGUUCUCGAUAACCUUAAAUUAGGCCGACAUUUAUACGAAGCUAGUAUAGAAAUUACUAACAGUGCUCGCGUUGAUCUACCUCGUGAUAAUUGGGAGAUUUAUCUUUGUCACAUUCGUUUAAUAGAACCAGAUGUGGCUUCGAGUCAAGAAAAAUGUGAAAUUAAGAAAAGUGGUGUCUGCUUCACUCACAUAAAUGGCUGCCUGUUUAAACUGGAGCCGUCUGAAAAUUUCAAAACUUUGAAAAAAGGCGAAACAUUGGUCAUCAACAUAACUGCUGAGAUUUAUUCCGUUGCUCGGUGCGACUAUUUACCCAACUGGUUUAUAGUUGCAGACGGUCUCGAGCCAUGUUUGAUUCAGAGCACUGUUGGAGAAGAUCUGAAAUUUGUUCAACCGUUUGAUAAACCGUGUCAAUGGAAGCGGUUCGAUUAUGAAUUGGCAAAUGGAUUGAAGAGGUUUGACCUUUAUGAUCCAUUUACACCAGAAGUUCGUUUUGAGAAACAUUUCGUAGAAGAUCUUAAAAAACCAGGGAAAUUGAUAAUUCCCACACCUCUUAAUUUGUCAGUGGAAGAAAAAAGAGUUGAGUUUUCUCCAACAGAAUGGCAGAUUGUUUCUGAUGAUAUUUUUAUUCAAGAAGCAGAAUAUUUAUCCGAGAAAAGUAAAGUGAAAAUUGGAAAGUCAGGAACAUCCAGUAAAACCAUUGCAAUCAAACAAACUAGAGACUUGAUGAUCAAGAAUGAAAGAAUACCAGGCAGCAGUGAAGGCUAUAGAAUACUAGUCAACGAUGGCAGCAUAAUUUUAGAAGCUAGAGACCGUCCUGGUAUAUUUUAUGCCUGCCAGUCAUUUCUCUCCUUGCUGGACAAACACAACAACAUCCCUGUUUGCUGUAUUGAAGACUCACCAAGAUAUACUUAUCGCGGCAUGCAUAUUGAUGUUUCGAGAAAUUUUAAGACCAAAGAAGAUAUUUUAAAACUGUUAGAAAUCAUGGCAAUGUAUAAACUGAAUAAAUUACAUUUUCACCUGACAGACGAUGAGGGCUGGAGAUUAGAGAUACCUGGUUUACCUGAAUUAACACAGGUUGGAUCUAAAAGAGGAUACAGUAGUGGAGAAAAUACUUACAUUUUACCAGUUUUGGGUUCCGGACCGUUUCCAACUGGGUCUGGAACCGGUUACUACUCAGUCUCAGAAUAUAGAGAAAUCCUGACAUAUGCUGCCGCCAGACACAUUGAAGUAAUUCCAGAAAUUGACAUGCCAGGACAUAGCCACGCUGCCAUUGUCUCCAUGAGAACUAGAUACAAAAAUUUUAUGGAAAAAGGACAACAAAGGGAAGCAGAAGAGUAUUUGUUGUCUGACCUAUCCGACAAACUUGAGGCUAAAUCGGUUCAAAUGUUCGCUGAAAAUUCGCUCAACCCUGGACUCGAAUCUACAUUUACUUUUGUCGAAAAGGUGGUGAAAGAAUUGAAAAUUAUGCAUGCAGACGUGAAUCCAUUAAAAACAUUCCAUUUCGGAGGUGAUGAAGUUCCAUACAAAGCAUGGAAAUCCUCUCCAGCCUGCCAAGCUCUUGUUUCUUCUGGAGUCGUGGAUAGUGUUGGGGAUCUUAUGGAUUAUUUUGUUCGUCGAGUGGCUGGAAUUGUCGCUAACUAUGAUCUGAGUUUGGGGGCUUGGCAGGAUGGUAUCAUGGAUGACAACGAACCCUGUGAAAGGUCACGAUUUCCAAAUAAGGAAGUGUAUGUGUAUGCAUGGAAGAAUGUCUGGGAGCUCCAGCAUGCAGCUGAUAGUGUGAAACUGGCUAAUAAGGGCUACAAGAUUGUGAUGUCUCAGGGAACACAUCUAUAUUUCGAUCAUCCUUACGAGCCUGACCCAGAAGAACGAGGGUUAUAUUGGGCUUGUAGAUAUAUAGAUACAAGAAAGGUUUUCAACUUCAUGCCUCAGAAUCUGUACGCCAAUGCAGAUUAUAAAUUAACGGGUGAGGUCAUCUCACAGCAGGAUAGAAAAAAGAUGAUGAAAAAACAGUUCAGUGAAAGUCUGGAAAAAAGUGAAAAUAUCAUAGGAGUACAGGGUCAGCUGUGGACAGAGUUAGUGAGAACAUCAGAACAGUUUGGAGAAAUGAUAUUUCCGAGACUGUUGUCACUCGCUGAGAGGGGCUGGUAUAAAGCAGAAUGGGAAGAUUUCGAUGAUGAUACAGAGAGAAAGAUCCAUCAAGAUAAGGACUGGGUGUUCUUUGCCAAUGCUCUUGGUUAUAAAGAAUUACAACGUCUGGACGACUGUGAUAUGGCGUAUUAUAUACCACCUCCUGGUGCCAGAUGGCUGUCUGAGGGUGUAUUUGAAACUAUUUGUUGUUAUCCAGGACUGACUAUACAAUAUUCUACAGACAAUACAAACUGGACAGAUUAUACACAAACAGUCCAACUUCAACAGUCAAUUCCUCAAGUUCUACUUAAAACUUUAAGCACAAAUAGAAAAAGAUGCAGUCGGAUAGUUGUGUUAAAGUCUGAAGUCACAAAGUGAUGAUAAAGCGUCAUUGCUAAUAUUAUACCAGAAUAUGAAGCCUUAAUGAUAUUUAUAUUUUUAACGACCAAUUAUUCCCUUGUGUCUUGUUUUCUAUAGGUUUAUUUUUACCCACAUAACCAAUUAUGACCCAUAAUUUUGAUCUCAAACAGUCUGCUAUUGUUUUAGACUACAGACCACUAUGCAAUUUAAUUCGACAUGAAUAAAUGGAGUUAUGCCCCUUAAUUAAUUUGCUUUUAUUUUAGACUAUUAUACAAUUUAAUUGAAAUCAAUAAAUGGAGUUAUUCCCUUUUCUCAAUAUUUAAGUCGUACCAAACAAAUUUCCAAAUUUAAAUUUGUGAUAAAGGACCCCAAAACUUGUGUGCAUGUGCAUAUCUAUACCAGAGAUACUUCAAAUCUUUUGGUUUGUAUUUCGUUAAGAAAUAACAG